AUGACUAUUAUUGGAGUCGUUCAACGUCUUGAAUUGUCGGAUGAAAUCAACCUGAUUUCGUCAGGGAAAAAUAGUCGUCGUUUAGGUCCACUUGAUCCCAUAUUGGUGGACGGUUUGUUAAGAGUAGGUGGUCGUUUGGAGAAUUCUCACCUACCGUAUGAAGCUCGCCACCAGGUUCUUCUUCCGAAUAAGAGCCCAGUUUGUGAGCUUCUGAUUCGGGACAUGCAUCUCGAAAACCUUCAUCUUGGUCCUUCAGGGUUGAUGUCUCUUAUGCGUCAACGAUUCUGGUUGAUUAACGCUAAAUCAACCAUUCGGAAGGUUUUGCGGAGAUGCGUGACUUGUUUCCGAUCUCGUCCUCGCUGCCUACAGCCUAUGAUGGGUCGCCUUCCGGAGGCUCGUGUCGUUCCCUCCGCUCCGUUUUCUCGAACCGGCGUUGACUUCGCCGGACCGGUAUUCGUGAAGGUUGGUCUCCGGAAGUUCGUUUGUGUGAAGGCCUACAUCUGUAUUUUUGUGUGUCUCGCUACCAAAGCCAUUCAUUUGGAGUUGGUUUCCGACCUGUCGUCCGCAGCGUUCGUGGCUGCUCUCCACCGUUUCGUGAGCCGCAGAGGCUUAGUUGAAGAGUUACAUUCCGAUCACGGCACAAAUUUCGUAGGUGCAAAAUCGGACCUCCAUGAACUGUUCCUGAUGUUCAGAGAUGAUCAAUCCAAGGGAAGGAUUGAUGAGUUCUGUUCUGCCCGUGAAAUUGUCUGGAAAUUCAUCCCGCCUCGCUCACCCAAUUUUGGUGGGUUGUGGGAGGCCGGGGUGAAGAGUACAAAAACCCAUUUACGAAAGGUCUUAUCUAACGCCUGUCUCACCUUCGAAGAAUUCUGUACUGUAUUGACGCAAAUUGAAGCAGUACUUAAUUCGCGUCCACUCUUCGCCAACUCGUUGGAUACCCAUGAACCGUCUGCUUUAACCCCUGGCCAUUUUCUUAUUGGCCGAGAAUUGGUCGCCAUUCCAGAGCCGACGCUUGAAGAUGCACCUGUCAACCGCUUGACCCGUUGGAAGUAUUUGCAGUCUCUUCGACAGCAAUUUUGGAAACGCUGGUCGAAUGAGUAUCUCAACACACUCCAAGCUCACUCUAAGUGGCAUAACGGUUCUCCAAACGUUACUCCUGGGCUCAUCGUGAUUAUUAAAGAAGACAACCUUCCACCGCAGUCAUGGAAAUUGGGCAGAAUUGUGAAGGUUUACCCUGGCAAGGAUUUAGUAGUAAGGGUAGUUGACGUUGAAACAUCUACUGGGGUAUACCGUCGUUCAGUAUUCAGACUCGCACCACUUCCAAUCGAAGACAACGAUCAAGCUCUCGCAUCUACAGAUCCACAGUGA
Messenger RNA from Aedes albopictus (Asian tiger mosquito), 1365 nucleotides. RefSeq lists its product as uncharacterized. Gene Ontology annotation, biological process: DNA integration. NCBI's taxonomy places the organism in Eukaryota, Metazoa, Arthropoda, Insecta, Diptera, Culicidae. The record is from RefSeq and is a predicted model, not a curated record. Gene Ontology annotation, molecular function: nucleic acid binding. Bases 1 to 1365 code for a protein of 454 amino acids. The transcript has a single exon.